GCCGCCGGGAGCCGGCUGGAGGGCUCAGGCUGGGAACCGCGGAGGAAGGUGGGCUCCCUGCCGCCUGGGUGGGCGGCGAUCGGCCGAGAGCUGGCCGAGUCCGCGUGCCGGCAGAGAUCCCAGGGUGGCACACGGACAACCCCUACCAAGGAAACAAGGACUUCAGUCUGACAGCUGCAUGGAACUGAAUCCUGCCAACAGCCUGAGUGAGUGUGCAAGUGCAUUCUCCCCCAGAGCUUUCAUAGGCACCACGCCUAACGUGGAGCCUAACUCAGGGCUUGAACUCCCGACCCUGAGAUCAAGACCUGAGCUGAGAUCAAGAGCCGGAUGCUUAACUGACUGAGCCACCCAGAAUGUCCCUGGCUGCUUAUUGUAUCAUCUGUUGCAGAAGAAUAGGAACCUUAACUCCUCCGCCCAAAAGUACCACAUACCGGAGAGAUAUCAGAAAUGUAAUAAAGUUUACUGGAUCACUUAUUUUAGGCGGUUCUUUAUUUCUUACCUAUGAAGUUUGGGCCCUGAAGAAAUCUUUGACGUUAGAUACUCAAGUAGUAGAAAGAGAAAAAAUGAAGUCCUAUAUAUAUGUGGACUCCGUUUCUUUAGAUGACAGAGAAAAUUAUGGAAUCACCUACCAGGCAAGAAAAGAGCUUCACAAAGCAGUAAGAAAAGUAUUGGCAACAUCAGCCAAGAUACUGCGCGGCCCAUUUGCUGACCCCUUUAGUACAGUUGAUGUCGAGGAUCACGAGUGUGCAGUGUGGCUGCUCCUGAGGAAGAGCCAGUCGGGGGACAGAGCCGCGCGGCUGCAGGCCGUGCAGGAAAUGUCGGAGACCCAUCACUGGCACGAUUACCAGUACAGGAUAAUUGCUCAAGCCUGUGAUCUGAGAACUCUCAUUGGUUUGGCCCGAAGCAAAGAGAGUGAUCCUCGCUUUUUUCUCCCACCACCUCCCUUGCCAUCUUUAAAAGAAGAUUCUUCCAUUGAAGAAGAGCUCAGACAGUUGCUGGCUUCUCUACCUCAAACGGAGCUAGAUGAGUGUAUCCAGUAUUUUACAUCUUUGGCUCUGAGUGAAAGCAGUCAAAGUCUGGCAGCUCAGAAGGGUGGCUUAUGGUGUUUUGGAGGAAAUGGACUUCCUUAUGCUGAAAGUUUUGGAGAAGUUCCUUCAGCUACAGUGGAAAUGUUCUGUUUAGAAGCUUUGGUAAAACAUUCUGAGAUAUCUACACACUGUGAUCAAAUUGAAGCAAAUGGAGGCUUGCAACUACUUCAGAGACUGUACCAACUUCACAAGGAUUGUCCUAAAAUACAGAGAAAUAUAAUGCGUAUCCUCGGAAAUAUGGCUUUGAACGAACGUCUUCAUUCUACUAUAGUUCGCUCAGGGUGGGUUUCCAUACUGGCAGAGGCAAUGAAGUCCCGGCGCAUCAUGGAGGCCUCACAUGCCGCCAGGACCCUGGCUAAUCUAGACCGAGAGACAAUGCGAGAAAAAUACCACGACGGCGUGUACGUGCUGCACCCCCAGUACCGCACGAGUCAGCCCAUUAAAGCAGAUGUCCUUUUUAUUCAUGGCCUUAUGGGAGCAGCAUUCAAAACGUGGCGUCAGCAGGACAGCGAGCAGGUUUUAACUGAAAAGAUUUUAGAGGACGAGGCCAGGUAUACCACGUGUUGGCCCAAGACAUGGUUGGCAAGAGACUGUCCUGCUCUCCGAAUUAUAUCUGUGGAGUAUGACACCAGCCUUAGCGACUGGAGAACGAGGUGUCCUGUGGAGAGAAAGUCCAUUGCAUUCAGGAGCAACGAACUUCUAAGGAAGCUCAGAGCUGCUGGCGUUGGGGACAGGCCAGUCAUUUGGGUAUCACACAGCAUGGGAGGUCUUCUUGUCAAAAAGAUGCUGUUGGAAGCCUCCAAGAAGCCAGAAAUGAGUACUGUUAUAAACAAUACCAGAGGAAUAAUUUUUUAUAGCGUCCCUCAUCAUGGAUCCCAUCUGGCUGAAUACUCUGUUAAUAUUCGCUAUCUUCUCUUUCCCUCUUUGGAAGUCAAAGAGCUCAGCAAGGAUUCUCCUGCACUUAAAACACUACAAGAUGACUUUCUGGAAUUUGCUAAAGACAAGAAUUUCCAGGUGCUGAAUUUUGUUGAAACACUGCCAACUUACAUCGGUAGCAUGAUUAAACUGCACGUGGUACCCGUGGAAUCAGCAGAUUUAGGCAUUGGAGAUCUCAUUCCUGUGGACGUUGACCAUUUGAACAUCUGUAAGCCAAAGAAAAAGGAUGCUUUUUUAUACCAGCGUACCUUACAAUUCAUCUGUGAAACUUUAGCCAAAGACCUUGAAAACUGAGUUAUCUUUCUUCCAUUUUGCAAGAACCUUGGUGUUCUGUUUCUCUUUUUAAGCUCUGUGCAAUCAUGUGAACAUAGUCUUUGUGGCAUCGACCUGGUCUGCAGCAUGUUGCAGGCAAUGGAAUAUGGUUCUCAGUUCCUGUACUGUAAAGCACAAACAGAGUGGCAAUCAAAGAUUGAAGGGCUAGACUGGAUUCUUUUGAUUUAAAAGAAAUUCCAUGUGUGCCAGCUUAUGUUGUGCAGUGUUGUCCCUGGUAUAGGGAACAAGCUGCUAGGGAUAGAAAAUGCCUUUUGUCAUCUGCGACAGUCUCCAGCUCACACGAGGAGGAACAAUCAUGGUUUCUAA
Mustela lutreola (European mink) is the source of this 2663-nucleotide messenger RNA. It is a transcript of the gene SERAC1, whose product is annotated as serine active site containing 1. The coding region runs from base 354 to 2318 and encodes 654 amino acids. Lineage: Eukaryota; Metazoa; Chordata; Mammalia; Carnivora; Mustelidae. The record is from RefSeq and is a predicted model, not a curated record. The transcript is spliced from 19 exons.